Molecule: messenger RNA, 4058 nt
Organism: Aricia agestis (brown argus)
Lineage: Eukaryota; Metazoa; Arthropoda; Insecta; Lepidoptera; Lycaenidae
Exons: 12
Coding region: 110-3994 (1294 amino acids)
Biological process (GO): monocarboxylic acid transport; transmembrane transport
Molecular function (GO): monocarboxylic acid transmembrane transporter activity
Source: RefSeq, a predicted model, not a curated record
CAGUAUUUAUCACAAGAAGCCCGAGACAGUUGACUUGCGGCUCCCAAUAGAUCCGGUUAAGCACAACAAGUCGCUUUAUGUAAAUAUACUGAGUCAAAUAAAUGUGAAAAUGGCGCCCAGCAAGAAACCAAAGUCAAAAGUAAUGAAAGACGGUGAAUUUGUUCCCCCCGAUGGAGGCUGGGGCUGGAUGAUAGUUUUCGCAGCGGGAUUCUCUAAUCUGUCAGCCCUGCCGGUGCUGCAGCAGUUUGGUCUGCUGUUUCGGGACAAGUUCGCGCGGCUCGGCAUCAGCAGCGCGCAGACCACCACCAUCAUCAACAUGAACUCGGCGCUGACCUCUUGCGUCGGUCUCGCAAAUGGUCCAGUAUUUAAGACGUUCAGUUACCGGACAGUUUCACUGACUGGAGCAAUAUUUGUUUUCAUAUCUUUGAUGCUAACGACAUUUUCUUACAACUUUAUGACAUAUCUUAUUUCGUUCUCCAUAUUAUAUGGUGCCGGUUAUGGUAUAAGCAGUUCCGCAAAUGCUCUCGCCCUCAACACGUAUUGGAAAAAUCGAAGAAGAUUAGCGACUAGUCUUUCGUGGACUACUACAGGCUUAGGUCCUAUAUUAUGGCCACACAUCAUCACCGCACUUUUCGAAUACUUCGGGGAAACUGGAGCGAUACUCGUAAUCAGUGGAAUCUCGUUACAUGCAAUUGCUUGUGCACUCCUACUACAGCCAGUCGAGUGGCAUUCUAAGACUGCUAAAUUAAAACAGGACGAAGAAAAAUUAUUACCAGAACCGCAAGCCUCAAACAACACUAAGGAAACAGAUAGAAAGACCGAGGACAGCGGCUACUUUAGUCAAAUGUCCAAAAUUAAAAAUUUAAGCUUAUUUUCAAGUCAAUACAUUUAUAAUGAAGAUGAUCCUGUCACCCCAGGAUAUGAAAUCAUAGAUCCAGGUGUUCCUAUGAUGAUUAGAGCGAACGACGGAUACUUUAGCCAGUCUAGGCAGUCAAAAAGUAGAUUAUCGUCACGAGAUGGAUCUGCAAGAAACUCGCGAAUGAAUUCGAAAAAACCAUCUAUGUCUAAUUUAUUAGAAAACAGAUCGCGCAAAUCUUCAACUUUGUAUCUCAACGAAUCUAAAAAGAACUCUUCAGCAAAUUUGGGGAGUCUAGCUGUAGAACGCGAACUGAAACCGGUUAGUAAAUCUAAACGUAAAACCUCAACCACAAUAAAUAAUUUAGGGACCCAAAUUCCGGAAUCAGAGAUCGAAGAUUGUCCAACACUCAAAGCUCCGCAAGAUUUGAAAGCAGACGAAAAAGCUGCCGUUGAAAAUAUUGACCCAGAAAAAGCUAAAUAUAUAGCAGACAAAGCUGAACAACAAAUGGCUGGUACUAAAAGUCUAAAAUCUUUAAAAAUUGAUGGACAGUAUGGUGAAAAAUAUUCAAAAGACAAUCACAGUAACAUUUCGCUUAAAGUACAGGACGAGAUUGAAGAACGAAAAUAUUUAAAGGACACUCAUAGCAAUCAAUCGUAUCGCAAUCGUCACAGGCGAAAGUCCAAUAAUUUCAACUACGAAAGUGAAGUUUUAAAACAAGCCUCGCUAAAACUAGAACAAUAUUUGAAAGAGAGUGAAAAUGACGAUAGAUUUAAGCUAGUAGUAAGUAAGCCUGAACAAAAUACCUUAGAAGAUAAAGAAAUAGAAGACGAUGAAGACGACGAAGAGUCAUUAACUUUUUGGGAGAAAAUUAUAAUGUUUUUUGAUUUGGACCUCCUAAAAGAUUUUACGUUUAUAAAUUUAAUGUUGGGAAUAACUUUAGCUAACUUUAAUGAACUUAACUUUUCUAUAUUAACACCUUUCAUACUUGGUGAUUAUGGAAUGAGCAAAUCUCAAACUGCCUUCUUUAUGUCUUUGUUAGCUGGUGUGGAUAUAUGUGUAAGAUUUUGUAUACCAUUUGCUGCUGGCAAAAUAGGUUGGGAUAAUAAUUCCUUUUUCUUAUUUGGAGUUAUGUCUAUGGCUAUGGGAAGAGUCGUCCUAUCGAUAUGUCAAGACUAUAGUAUAGUCCUUCUUGUAGCUGUUAUGAUUGGAUUUGGAAAAGGGUUAAGGACAGUAUUUAUGGCUUUAGUAAUACCUACGCAUGUUCCUCUCCAUAAGCUACCGGGUGCUACGGGCAUACAACUUAUCACCGCCGGAAUGGUCUACCUCUCUUUAGGGCCGGUAGUGGGUUGGAUCAAAGACAGUGCAUCAACUGCGGUCACGCUACAUUGCUUAAACAUCUUCACUUGGCUGACAGCCAUAUCAUGGGGAUUGGAAAAAUAUUUUUCGAGGAAGCACGCAAAAGAUAAUACAGAGUCAAAACUUCACUGUGAGUGGCAGAAUAAUGUGUACAUUGUGAUCAUGUCGGGAACAGUGAAUAAAGUGCCACCUGAUGGGGGAUAUGGAUGGGUCGUCACUUUCGCCUAUGCAUUAAAUAAUGUAGUCGUUCUACCCCUUAUUGCUGGGUUUGGCCUAGUUUUUCAAGAAGCCUUCAAAGAUACUGGACUUACAGCGACGCAAGGAACUUUGGUAGUUAUUCUCAAUCAUGGUAUUGGAAUGCUAUUAUCGUUCUUCGGAGGUCCUGUUCUAAAUCGAUUUGGAUACAGAAAAGUCGCUGUCGUUGGAGCAUUAUUAAUAUCUUCCGGUCUAAUGUUGACAGCAGUCUCUACUAGCUUCUGGUUAUUUAUUCUAUCGUACAGUAUUAUAAAUUCUGCUGGGGUUGCCGCAGUAAUGGCUGCAUUUUCUUUGGCAAUAAACUCGUUUUUCAAAGAGAAACGCGGUAGGGCAAUCGGUGUAGGAAUGUCCAUCACAGGACUGGGAACAAUUUAUAUGCCAUUAGUUAUGAGUGCACUUAUGUAUGCAUUCGGUUGGAGAUAUGCAGUGCUAAUAUUGGGUGCAAUAUGUCUUCAUUCCCUUAUAGCAGCAUGCUUACUUAGGCCCGCUAAGUGGUACUUAAUUAAUCCUCCAGUUUCAGAGGAAAUGAUGCCUCUAAAUAAUGAACAUAAUGUGGAGCUCAUAAAUGGAAGUGUUACUCCAUCUAAAUUAUCAGAUUUACAUUCAUCAUUAAAGACUGAAGACUUACAAGCAAGCAAUGGAGUGCCACCCAAAAGUUUAUCUGUAGGAUCACUAAAGAGUAGUAACGGUAUCGAAAAUAGAGCAGCAGUAUCACAUCCAGACGUUCGAAAGAAAACGAACGACGGUCUUCUAGAAGAAUCAAAAUAUAAAUGGUGGGAAUCUCAAGAAAUUAAUUUAGGAAGCUCGAUAAAUAUUUUCAAAGAAACAAAGAGUGUUGUUAAGAAAAACGAGGCUGUGCCUGAGACAAACAAAGAAAUAUCAAAGAGUUAUCUCAAGCGGUUCAUUGACUUCUUUGAUCUUACGCUUCUGAAAGAUCCUAUAUUUGUAAAUAUAUUGUUUGGGCUAUCUAUGGCAUCUUGUGUUGAAACCAAUUUUUCUCUGCUAUUACCAUUUAUAUUAAAAGAUAUGCUUACAUUUGAGACUUCUGAAAUAGCUAAGAUUAUGGCGGUCAUUGGUUUCUCUGAUACACUCUUUAGAUUAGUAUCACCAUUUAUCGGGGAAUGGUGUCACAAGCCACCUAGAGUUAUGUAUUUGGUGAGCUUGGUGGUUAUUAUUUUUACUCGCUUAAUUAUGUUAUUUACAACAUCUUUUAUGGGAAUGCUCUUCGUAGCACUUGCAAUGGGUGUCACUAAGGGUGUGAGAACGGUCUAUAUGAACAUCAUAAUUCCAAGCUACGUCCCUCUAGAGCGGUUGCCCUUUGCUUCGGGAAUUCAGAUGUUCUUUAAUGGAAUUGUUAUCAUUACACUUGGAUCUCUUUUAGGGCGUAUACGAGAUUCCUCGGGAUCUUACCACAUUCCCAUUUUGGUGCUCAACUGUGUUACCUUCUUGACUGUUCUAUUUUGGAGUGGAGAAUUUUUGUAUGACAGAUUAAAGAAAAAAAACUCAGAGGAAGCUACUGCCUAGAUUAAGUAUAUUUCCACAGACAAAUUUUCAAAAAAAUUUACAAUUAUUAAGUACACCUAAUAUG